AUGACUCUAUCUCAGCGUCUUUUGGUCGAUGAUGCUCAUAGGGUGACUCGUGAUGAAGAUGCUGAUCGUGUUGAAGUCGGGAGCAGUGAUGUGAGCGGAAGCGAGGAUAGAGGGAGAGAUCAAGGCGAUACCGCGACUGGCUCCGAACGUGGCGACACUGAUGAGUCUGAUCGGUCUCCGACUCCUUCGAGACAGGUCCGCGAGAGAGUUUGUUUCGACCAGAUAGACUGUCGCCCAACUGUUUACCAUCCUGGUGGGAUCUUCGAAGAGCUUGCUCCGCUGCCACCCGGAAUGCUACGGGACCCGCGGGCUCAGUCGUGGGGGAACGUGUUUGGAUCUUCUGCUUCUCAUCAUACCGUGAGGGAUCUGUUAAGGGCGAGCGGUGGUGCCGGCGUUACUUACAUCAUCCCGUCUGCCAAGCAGUGUCCCUGGUCGCCUCCGGUCGGUUACCAAUGUGUGUAUGAGUCCUAUUUUGGGGAUCAUACGAAGCUAUGGUUCCUGAUUCCCCGGUUAGUGAUGUCCUACGCAUUCCGCCGAGACUUCGCCAUCUCUCAACUUUUGAACGGGUCGCUGCGAAUAGCCAUCAUGCUAAUGGUAAUGGCAGCUGAGAUGGACAUCUCGAUGAGCGUGAGGGUCUUCGAGGGGUUGACUUUCACGAAGGCGGAGCCGAACGGAAUCUUCUCGGUGAAAAUGUGUUCGAACUACAAUGUCUUGACCGGUCAUCCAAAUAAGACGCAUGAUUGGCAACGCGCGUAUUUCUUCGUGGAGUCUGCUGAACAUGCUUUCGAAGAGCCGUCGGGGGACGACUACCGCGUUCUGUGGAACCGGCAACUCGUUCGUCAUCCGAAUACGAUCGCCUAUCCCGAGAAGUUUUUCGAAAGUGCUCAAGCGAUCGCGGCGCAUAGUCAUCUUCGUUGGCCGGAUCUUAGUCGGGAGUGGAUACGUCGCCAGCAAGCUAGGAUCGCUAGAGUUGAUUGGGGGUCAAGGCUUCCUUGCGUUCUCGGUCCCCGUAAAUCGCGCCUCCCUUUGUUUACUCGCAAACAACAGAAACUUCUCGACAAAGCCAGAGAAAUGGACGGGGUUCCGGAUCUAAGCGCUCUGUGGUGGAACCUCCCCAGAAGGGGCCUCCAGAGAAGGAGCCUCCAGAGAGGAGGGCCCUAUUGCAACCGAUCAGGGGGGACGGCAGAGACUUCUGCUUCUAGUCCCAAGAAGAAGAAAAAGACCAAAAGGACUAAGGUGAGAGCGACUGACGAGGUUCCUCCCAAAGAGUCUGCUCCCCUUGAUGCGACUUCCGAAGGUUCGAAGUCCAAAAAGAAGAUGGAUGGGAGAAAAAGGUCUCGUGGCGGGGCAGAAGGGCAAGAGGCCGUUUUAGUCAGGGCGACAUCAGAUGGUCACCCGAGGAAGAGGACUAAGAGGUCUGUUGAGGCAGAGCCCCGUCCUUCUACCUCCGACGCGAAUGCUGCUGACGUGGCCAUAGUUGACACUGUUGGGGAGGCCAGUGGUACUCCUGGAAAACUGUCAGAGGAAAGGAGGAAAACCUGCUCGCGAGAAGGAGGUUCUGGUGGUGAGCUCGCGAGGUCUACUCCAGACUCUUCUGCGAGAAAAAGGUCUGGAUCUGAAAGUUCCGUAGCGAAGAGAAAGAGGAUUGAAUUCCCUGAUCACGUCGAGUUCUCUUACAACGAGACGACUCCCCUGAUCCUUAAUCCCCUUAGGUGCGCGGAGCUGACGCGUCAUAUUCGUGGUGGGACGAAGGAGAUGCCGCAACUGGAAGACCUUUACUUCAGGAAUGAAUACAUCGAUGUUGCUUCCUCGAGAGCGCGGAGUGACGGAAGCAUGAACUUCCUUGUCGAGAAAUACGACAGCGCCCUGAAGCAGACGAUGAUCCAGUUGGGAUCUUCGGAGAAGCUCGCUCAAGCAAGAUUGAAGGCCAUUGAGAGGGUAAGGGCCGAGCAUAAGAAGGCUAACGAGAAGGCUGCGAAGGAGAAAGAAGUUCUUCGGGUGAGGUUCGAAGAGCUGGAGGGUAAGCUCAAAUCCGCCUGCACAGCCAAGAAAGAGUUUGCCCGAGAGAACACUCGCCUGGAGCAAGCGACUGCGAUCCUUGAAAAGGAGAAGACUGAGGUGCUUGAGGAAAGGAACGCUGCGGUUGAGAAAUUGAUCAGGGAGAGGCAACGCUUGAGAGACUUCCGGGGACUCGAGGUUACUCGUGAGAGGGAAAGGGUCAAAGCUGCUAUGACCGAGAAGGCAAACCGCUGCUUUGGUCACGUGCGCGACCAUUUAACUCGCUUGGAUGCCUUUGGGAAAGCGAAGAAUCUGUACGGUCAAGCUUCGGGGACGAGGAAGUGCCUCGAGAUGAUAAAGGCAAGUGGGACGGAGAUUCCACAAGAAAUGAUCGACGUUUUUGCCGAGCAGGAGAAACUCUACGAGGCGGAGGCUACGAGAUUCUGUGUAGGUCUGCUGUCUGAUAUCGACCUCACUCUUUCUCUGCUGGUUCUCCCUUCUCGUUUCGUCGAGGACAGGUAUAGAGCGUCGUUUGAUCCUUAUGGAUCGAACGUAGAUUUGUUCGGACCAGGGACGGUUUCUCAGCUCAUCACCUCGCUAUAA
Brassica napus (rape) is the source of this 2601-nucleotide messenger RNA. Its product is annotated as meiosis-specific protein ASY2-like. NCBI's taxonomy places the organism in Eukaryota, Viridiplantae, Streptophyta, Magnoliopsida, Brassicales, Brassicaceae. The transcript is spliced from 5 exons. Bases 1 to 2601 code for a protein of 866 amino acids. The record is from RefSeq and is a predicted model, not a curated record.